Messenger RNA from Stylophora pistillata, 1950 nucleotides. RefSeq lists its product as uncharacterized. Gene Ontology annotation, cellular component: cytoskeleton. The record is from RefSeq and is a predicted model, not a curated record. Lineage: Eukaryota; Metazoa; Cnidaria; Anthozoa; Scleractinia; Pocilloporidae. Gene Ontology annotation, molecular function: microtubule binding.
UGAAGCAAAUCAACAUGUUGAGGUCCGGGUUAAAAUACUUUGGAUAAGAAGAUGGAAGAUCUUUGAUCUUGGACAACAGCUAAAGGGACGUAAAAAUGCCGAAAAAGUGUAUUUGCGAGAUUUGUACUUGCGGACGCCAUCGUUGUCCACAUGAAGGCGCCAGUCCAAAUCGGAUCAUCAACAAAUCAACUCAAGAAAGAUGCCAUGUGAACUCAGAGUACAGAACAAGUUAUCAACCGGGGCAGCGUACAAGGGGACCUUUUCGUCGUCCAGUGGAUCUACUCCAAAACAAAGGCAACAUCGAUAAAGACACCACCCAAAAGGCUGACUAUGUUCCGUUCGAGGUGAGACCUCCAAAGAAAAAGAAGGCAGAAAAGUACGUACCCAAUCCAAACCCCUUUGAAACAGUUUCGGAACACAGAGAUCACUACCGUGGAGUACGUGCCAUACCAGCCAAGAUCCCUCCAUACAUCCGUGGAGAGACAUUGCGUGCUCCCUCAGCUAAGGUUGUUUAUAAAUCCAUUUCCCAUGACGAUUACAAAGGCUGGAUUCCUCAAGUUCACCGAGUGAUACGAAGUAACACUUACGCGCCGCCUGCCGACCCCUUCAAGGAAACAUCAAUCCACCGACAGGAUUACCAACGGUUUAAUCAGCCCCCACGGCCUACGGCGCGUCAGCCCGACCAGAUCAAAUACGACGGUCCGAUUUCAUCCGUCACCCAUUACAGGGUGGAUUUCAAAGACAAGGAGAUACCUCAGAGAUAUGAGAGGAAGAAAGAGGAGCGGGUGCCUCCUGAAGAACCUUUCAACAGUAAUUCAGUGUUCAGGGAGGAUUUUGUUGAUUUUCGAGGAGCGCCUAAAGCUCCCAUGUUCCACCCCGUAAGUGAUUUAUUUAAGAGUUCUGAGCCUAUGCAGCGUGAAACCACAAAAAAGGAAGAUUUUCAGAGCUGGGAGGUGUCAACAAGGAAGCAAAAAGAGCCCGAGAAGUACAAAACACCUGAGGGAACCAUGGACUGUCAGACUACACAUAUGGACUACGCCAAUUUCGGAAGGAAAGCUGUGCCAGCGAAAACCGCCAGACCACGUACCAAGCUGCGAUUUGGACGAGAGGAAACACUUGAUGACAAGACCAACUAUGGCCUCAGUUUUAAAUGGUUUUACGAGCCGGUUGUUCACUCAAAGGGCCCAGGAAUAAAAAAUGAGAUUUUCCCGCCCGUUCAAGAGAAGGUCCCAGAAAAGUCUGAAUUUCUGGAUAAAUACAAGAGGUUUACUGUUGUGCCUCCAAAGAUGUUCCGUGACCGUAGCGCCCUUUUCAAGACCUCCGAGGCAUUGGCUAAGGAUACAGUGUAUGACGACGAUUAUGUUUGGCCCCGAGUCAGUUGCCCGUCAGAUGCUCUUUUAAAAGGCUCAGGAAAUUUUGUUUUUGAUCAUGAAAGUGAAACCGGCCACAGAAUGUUUCAAUCAAUUUCUGAAAAUGCGCGUAGCACUGACAUAAUAGUUUCAUAACUAAAGUGUUUUAGCAAGUGUCAUUUCGAAUUGUAGAGAGUCAAAUGAAACAUGUCAGAGGGGUUUUGUAUAAUGAAACAAAAAUUAGUUUUCUUAACAAAUCUUUUUAUGGCACACACUGAGCCAGUUAAGAAAAGAUUUCAGUUCGCGCUGUAUUGAAAACUUGUGAGAUUCAGAAUCAUAGAAGAGUCUUUCAAACCAUGCAAGGAAAUUUAAGAACUCUGUUGUUUAUUGUUUCGUGUAUGCCAGAAAAAUUCACCAGUUAAGCUAUGGAGGUAAGAACAUCAAAUGCUACCGCAUAGAUAAACAGUAGAUUUCCAAUUUGUUUUGACGUCCAUGAAGUGAGCUCAAAACUGAAUAAUUUAGUGCCAGAGAAAAAUCGAGUUUCCAGAUGGGAUUUGUACCCACGGCCCUCCGUGAUCUAGUCGGAUGGUCUAACCACUGA